Messenger RNA from Aspergillus novofumigatus IBT 16806, 3370 nucleotides. Its product is annotated as isoleucine--tRNA ligase ISM1. Gene Ontology annotation, molecular function: isoleucine-tRNA ligase activity; aminoacyl-tRNA deacylase activity; ATP binding. The transcript has a single exon. NCBI's taxonomy places the organism in Eukaryota, Fungi, Ascomycota, Eurotiomycetes, Eurotiales, Aspergillaceae. The coding region runs from base 138 to 3170 and encodes 1010 amino acids. Gene Ontology annotation, cellular component: cytosol. Gene Ontology annotation, biological process: isoleucyl-tRNA aminoacylation. The record is from RefSeq and is a predicted model, not a curated record.
CUCCGAUGGGCCCCGAUCUGUCGGGGAUGGAUCCCCAUAAUUAUUUUUCAUCUGUCUCCGCUCAUAACUCCAACCCAGAUCUUCAACGCGACCAACUUCAACCUCACCUCCGAGGCGGGAUAUGCUUCAGCGGUAGUAUGCCGGAAUUGCCGCGGUCGCUCACUCGGUCCUGGUCGUCGACGCUGAAACUCCCCAAGUCAACCUUCCCCGCACGCGUGACGCCGGCCGACCAGACAAAGUACCUACAGCGAUGCACCGACGAGCUCUACGCCUGGCAGCGCCGUGAAAGGCCCGCUGACCGACCAUUUGUAUUGCAUGAUGGACCACCAUACGCAAAUGGCGACCUUCACGUCGGACACGCGCUUAACAAGAUAUUGAAAGAUAUAAUUUGCCGAGUGCAGCUGGCUAAAGGGAAGCGCGUUCGGUAUGUGCCAGGAUGGGAUUGCCAUGGAUUACCCAUCGAGCUCAAGGCGCUUGAGCUUCAGAAAGAGCUUGGAAACACCGGGGGAUCUAUCGGUGCUGCUGCUAUCCGAAAAGCUGCACGUAAGCUGGCAGGGCGGACAGUCAAAGAGCAGAUGAAAGGCUUUCGAAGCUUCGGCGUGAUGGCCGACUGGGACGGCCAUUGGAAAACUAUGGAUAAGGAAUUCGAGAAGAGACAACUUGGUGUUUUUCGUGAGAUGGUGGAUAAGGGAUUGAUCUAUCGAAGGUUCAAACCUGUCUACUGGUCUCCGUCUACCGGGACAGCGCUUGCAGAAGCCGAAUUGGAAUACAAAGAUGAUCAUGUUUCCACCGCGGCCCUAGUCAAAUUUCCUCUGGUCUCAGUCCCGCCACAAUUGGCUCAGGACCCUUUGAUACAGCUUAAGGACCUCAGUGCCGUUAUUUGGACUACGACGCCUUGGACCCUGCCCGCCAACGCUGUGAUCGCUGUUCACGAAUCCUUGGAUUAUAUGAUCGUUCAGUCGGAUACUCACGGGCAGCUUAUUGUCGCUCAAUCGCGGUUUGAAUACCUGGAACAUAUGUUGAAGGAGGAUCUGACUGUUAUCAUCCCAUCUAUUCGUGGGUCAGAGCUAGCAGAGCAGACAAAGUAUCGACCGCUUUUCAAGUCAACCGACGCGGAACCGCAGCCGAUCAUAGCUGGGGAUUUUGUCACUGCCGAUUCUGGAUCAGGACUUGUGCAUUGUGCCCCUGGUCAUGGUAUGGACGACUAUGAAGCUUGCGUUCCUCGUGGCAUCCCUGCCUUUGCUCCUGUUGAUGACCAUGGUAAAUUCACCGACAAGGCCAUGCCCAGUGACCCAGCAAGGCUGAGUGGAAAAAGUGUCCUGGGGGAAGGGACAGCCGCUGUGCUCGAGUACAUUGAGUCGCAAGGCUACCUGCUGGCAAAACAUCAGUACGAGCAUAAGUAUCCUUACGAUUGGAGGUCCAAGCUGCCGAUCAUCAUCCGAGCAACUGAACAAUGGUUUGCGGAUGUGGCAGAUAUCCGUAACAGCGCUGUAAAAGCCUUGGAUGAUGUCAGAUUCGUCCCUAGUUCCGGAAAGCAACGACUGGAGAACUUUGUCAAGAACCGUAGCGAAUGGUGCAUUUCACGCCAACGUGCCUGGGGUGUCCCAAUUCCCGCCCUUUAUAAUCGGGCCACAGGCGAUGCUGUGCUCACCCGGGACAGCGUCUCGCACAUCAUGUCUGUGAUCGAGGAACGAGGCAUAGAUGCAUGGUGGACUGACGAUAUGAAUGACCCUGCGUGGAUUCCGCCGACACUGCGAGAAGAGUCUGGACCCGGCUACAGGCGCGGCACUGAUACCAUGGAUGUGUGGUUCGAUAGCGGUACAAGUUGGACAGAGAUCGACACGCCUCCACGCGAUGGAUACCCUGCGGAUGUUUACCUGGAAGGCACCGACCAGCACCGCGGCUGGUUCCAGUCCGGGCUUCUCACAUACAUUUCCCAUCAGCUUGCCCCAGGGCAGACUGCUACUCCUCGAGCACCAUUCAAGAAUCUCGUCACUCAUGGAUUUACUCUCGACGAGGAAGGACGCAAGAUGAGUAAGUCCAUUGGGAAUGUGAUUCACCCACAGUCGAUCAUGGACGGAACUCUUUUGCCCCCUCUUAAGCCGAGAAAAGGCAAAGGGAAGCAACAAGAAAAUAAAGAGCCAGUGUAUGAUGCUCUGGGACCUGAUGCACUUCGAAUGUGGGUUGCAAGCAGUGACUAUACACGGGACGUUGUGAUUGGAAAACAAGUGCUUCAGACCGUCAACACCAGCCUACACAAAUUCCGUGUGACUUUCAAGCUCCUUCUGGGUGCUCUGUCAGAUUUCCGGCCACAGGACCAACUUCAAUACAGCCAGUUGCAGCAGGUGGACCGCAUGGCGCUUUUGCACCUGUCCGAGAUGGUCCUCGCCUGUCAAAAAGCAUGCGAGAAUUUCGAGUUCUACAAGGCUGUGAACGCAAUGAACCGGUGGGCCAAUCUUCAAUUUUCGGCCUUCUACAUGGAGACGAUCAAGGACCGUCUCUAUACCUAUGGUGAGAGCAGCACCAGCAGACGCGCCGCUCAGACGACCUUGUUCCACAUCUAUAACUACCUUCAGGAAAUACUGGCUCCUAUCACGCCCUUGCUUGUGGAAGAGACCUGGGAACAUACCCCAGAAGCCAUCAAGCUGCAAUGCGGGCAUCCCUUGAAGCGUGUAGCCUCGACACCUCCUGUCGAGUGGUUGAACCAGUCUCUUGAGGCAGAUUAUCAGGAUAUCGCAGGGGUCAGUUCGGUCAUCAAAGCUCUACAGGAGCAAGCGAGAGGCAAGAAGCAACUAGGCUCUUCUCUUCAGUCCUUCGUCCAUAUCGUAUUACCUGAGGGCAAUUCGACCGGAUCCGCCUUGAAACGCAACCUGUCGGAGCUCAAUGAUAUGUUCGUUGUCUCUUCAGUUACGCUCGGUGCGCACGGAGAGCCUGUCCCGGCUUCCAUUCUUGACGCAGAGUGGCAGUACAGCGACGCGUAUGAACUUCCCAGCGGAGGAAAGGGAACUGUGUACAUCUACACGCCGCAAGCGGAUAAGUGUCCUCGUUGCUGGCGUUAUGUUGUCCCAGAGCCUCAGGCUGAUGGCACACUGUGCAAUCGUUGCGAGGAUGUUGUGCGAGACCUUGAUGCGUCAACUUCUGGCGAGACUGUUACUAAUGGCACUGCCUAAUUUCUUUUCUGACCCUUGCGUCUGAUUCUUAUUCGUCUAUUCGGCUCUUAGCCGAGUCUAGGUAGCCAUGUACUAUGGUUUCCGGAGCUUGAUUAUGUUCAGUAACCUCCCUCCAUUUCUGGUUCCAAAUUUAGGUAGUAUUACAACGGAUGUGGACCCCGCAUCACGUCAGGGAUUGAAAUGAUACCUAGCCUACGAGA